Messenger RNA from Branchiostoma floridae (Florida lancelet), 3262 nucleotides. Its product is annotated as protein SFI1 homolog. The transcript has 11 exons. Gene Ontology annotation, molecular function: phosphatase binding. The record is from RefSeq and is a predicted model, not a curated record. Lineage: Eukaryota; Metazoa; Chordata; Leptocardii; Amphioxiformes; Branchiostomatidae. The coding region runs from base 522 to 2741 and encodes 739 amino acids.
GCUGCUCGUCGUUGGUGCCAGCCGGCUGGCCUGGACGGAGAACCAGCCAGUCUACCGAGUCCACCCUGAGUGGCUGGUUCGAGUCGGUUGGUGUGGAGAUCCCUUGUUCAUACCUUCAGGACUUCCUGACAUCAGCCAUCCUUCGCUGGCGUCACUGGCCGGUGAGCGUUGCCUUUUCCCAGUGGAAGGAGUUUGUGUGGAGACAGAAACAGCUGAGAGAGAAGGCGGCCCAGCUACAGCAGCGCUGUGCACAUAUUCACCUCAAACAUGCCUUCAGGGAGUGGAGACACAGCACCAACAACUCUCUCAAGGCACACGCUCACAGGGAGACUGUAGUGUUGUCAGGCUCCCUACGUGCUUGGUUACAGUACACAUCCUACAGAAGGAGGAAGGCACAGAAGAGUAGAGUUGCUGACAGACAUGCACAGGACACACUGGUGUGGAGGGCCUUCUGUACAUGGAAAAACAAGGCAAAUGACCUUCGUCGUCUGCAGAAGAUAGUUGAGAUCUGGCAGGGUGUGAUGAGUGAGAACCAGCAGCUGGACCGGCUGGCGCGGCAGGUGCAGGACCACAUCCGGCUGAAGAACAUGGCGCAGUGCUUCCAGGUGUGGGUGUGGCGGGCAAGGCAGCUGCAGCAGGUGGCUCGCUACCAUCAGCACGUCACCGUCAAAAGACAUUUCCAGGCCUGGCUGAACGUGGCCCGUGAGCAGGCCGACAGGAGAGAGAAGUGCCAGGCCUUCAGACAGCAGGCGCUCAGGAGCCGGUUCUUCCAGCUGUGGCAGCUGCGGCUGCAGCAGAAGCACCAGGUGCAGGCGAGGCACCUGCAGGCGGUGAGGCAGAGGAUGAAGGAUGUGCUGACCCAGUGGAGAUGCUGGGCCGUGGAGAGGAGGGUACACAGAGCCUGGACACUGGAACUACAGGAGAGACAACAGAGGAGCCAGCUGCGUUCAACCUUCCACACAUGGAGGAUGAGAAUGCUACUGAGUCAGAGGAUCAAGGCCAGCGUUAACAAUGGACUACUCACCAGUUGCUAUCUGGCCUGGCAUCAUGUCACCCAGAGCCGUAUCCAGGAGAGAUGUAAGGUACAGGAGUUCCAGGAGCAGCACAAGAGCAGGCUGGUGGCAGGAUCCUUCCAUCACUGGAGGAACAGACAGAGGCAGGAGAGGGCACUGGUCCAGGUCUGGAAGAGGAAGGAAAGGGGGGCUCUGGAAGCUGCUUUUGAUUGGUGGAGACAGAAGGCAUUGGAUGCCAGGUGUAAGAAACACAGGGCAGCCUUCUUGUUGCAAAAGACGUUUUCCAAGUGGCAGCAGGUGUGUGAGGAGAACCAGCGAAGGAAGGAGAGGCUGCUGGGAUAUGCACUGCUGUGGCACCACAGGACCCAGUGGUGCAAGGACAUGGAAGAAAUGGCCAAUCAGCACUUCCAACAGGUUAGAGACAUGCAGAUACAAUUUACAAGGAUGGUUUCCUUGGCCUUUCAGAUCUGGAGGAAUGAGUACAGGCUACGCCAACAUCACCAUGCUAUCGUGGCCCACCAGACCCACAGGGCGACCUCACGUACCCUCCACGCCACCUUCCUGGCCUGGAGGAGUCUGGCGAUGGUGGCGCGAGCCGACAAGUUCCGCCAACACUCCCUACAGAACAGGAUGCUUCAGGACUGGAGGGCAGCGCAGGCAUCGGUUGAGACUGCUGAGCGGUUCAGAGAGGAGAGGGAGAUGGAGAGCGCACGGCUGGUGUUCCAGAGUUGGCACCACUGGGUACAGCUGCAGAGAGACAGGGAGGCAAGGAAGAGGGCUUUGGAGCGGGUUCUGGGAGAGAGGACGCUGAGAUCAGUGUUUGACCACUGGCGAACACAAGCUGCCGUCCUCACGCAUGUUAACCACCACUCCACAACAGCGCUACAGAGAAGGGCCCUCCGAGGCUGGCGUGACGUAGUCCGUAGGAAGAGACUACUCCUCGAGUUGGCUGAGCAAGCCAGAGCUGUCUCCAACCAGCUCCACAUGCAGUCAGCAUUCCUCUCAUGGCAACAGCAGUAUCGCGCUUCCCAGGAAAGGAACGCCGUGGCGGAACAGAUCCUCGGCAGACGGGAAGAGGAGAGGCUACGGGAGUCGUUCCGCACGUGGGCGGAAGCAGCCAGGCAGCGUGCAGCAGAGAAGCACCAUCUCCGAAGCGUGGAGAAGAAAGCGUUCCGCCACUGGAAGAUGUACAUCGUGAUGAGGAGGGAGGAAGCAAGGCACCAGGAGGACAUGGAGGAUCUAGCACUGCACCAUUACAAUCAGAGACUAUGUCAAGUGUACCUGAAGGCAUGGCACAGAGAAGCCCUGGUCUCUAAGCACCUGAGGACUUGUGAGAAGCGGACAGAACAGAGAAGCUGGGGAACAUGGAAGUCUUCUGCGGACAUGGCCUACACUGCAGACCAACUGUUCACACACAACACGUACCAUCACGUGUGGACCACAUGGAGGAAGGCCAUGGGCAGGAGAAAAGCCAUCAAGAACUUCACAGCUCACGAGGAGAAGCAGACAGUAUCACAGGUGUUCCAAGCCUGGCACAAGUGGGCAUCUCACAAGCACAAGAGCCAGGACAUGUACCGGCACAAGGCUCGUCAGGUCCUUCAGCACUGCUUCAACCGCUGGUGCCUUCACCUCAAACACAAAACCUCCCCCACCAAGAGUCGCAUCCCUGUCCGCAAACGGUCGGGGUCUACAUCCAAACCUGCCAACAUGCCGACCAUCCCAGAGUAAUACACAAAGGGCUCUGGGGUAUCUAUCAUAGUUUUGUUAGCUUACAUUGUAUGAACCACCCUUUCACUAAAGUGGAGCAGUCCACAGUCAUGUUAUUGGGGUAGAGGGAGAGAUUGCAUGGGAGAUGCCACUUUUAGUUUUAGGGUGGUAUACUAAGAUAUGCAUAGUUUUUCCUGUUAGUGAAUGACACCUUUGAAAUUAUUUGCUUGUCCUGUCCUUUCUUCUGUAGGCAGUUUACAACAACAGGUAGUCAUUACAUCUAAAUACAGCAAACAGAAUAAACUCAAGGUGCACAUUUGGUAUGUGUUAGUGUUUGUUAUGUCAAGUAAAGUAUAAUGUUAGUUUAUUUCAUUACAGAAAACACUAAGAUACUCUGUACUACUCCAGUUUUAAGCAGAACACGGUUACCGAAAAACUUCAGAAAUAUCAGUGCCAUGCGAUACAUUAUAAACAGGACUAGUGAAUGUUCCCUUUUAUGUAACUGAUUGAAGGUCUUCCCUUAGUGUAGUAUUUUACCUUUA